Sitodiplosis mosellana (orange wheat blossom midge) is the source of this 2037-nucleotide messenger RNA. RefSeq names its product glucose dehydrogenase [FAD, quinone]-like. NCBI's taxonomy places the organism in Eukaryota, Metazoa, Arthropoda, Insecta, Diptera, Cecidomyiidae. The record is from RefSeq and is a predicted model, not a curated record. The transcript is spliced from 6 exons. Gene Ontology annotation, molecular function: ecdysone oxidase activity; flavin adenine dinucleotide binding.
CAAAGCUUCGUUGAACGUAAAUCAAUCGUUUGUUUUUCCUGCUCUUCAGUAUUGAAUAUUUAAACAGUACAAAUGUACGUUUCGGAUAAUUGUGCUGCUCAAAGCAUCGGACCGGCCAAUGAACUAUUUGGAAUGUUAAUCCAAACCAUAUUAGCCGCUCAAUGUGCAAUAUCACCACCAGAACUGUGGCCAAAAGACUACGGACCAACUGCAUUCGAAAAUGGAAUACCGGAGCUGGAUUAUAUUGUCGUUGGAGCUGGAUCUGCAGGUUCGGUAGUUGCUGCUCGGUUAAGUGAAGAUCCGGAACAAAAAAAUUUGCUUCUAGAAGCUGGUGCAGAUCCACCGAUAGAAUCUGAAAUCCCUAAUCUUUUCUUCCUGUUGAAUACGGCGAAUUCAACUUCAAACUGGGGCUACUAUGCCGAAAAGAGUGAUGUCGCAAGUAAAAGUUUCGAGAAAGGUGUUCAUUGGCCACGCGGUCGAGUUUUGGGUGGUUCACAUAGCUCCAAUUCAAUGGUAUACGUUCGUGGUAGCGACAAAGAUUUUAAUCAGUGGGCAGCAGCCGGUAAUCCCACGUGGGAUUAUGAAAGUGUGUUACUAUUUUUUUAAAAAUCUGAAGGAAUGAAAGUGCCCUAUGUCUUGCAAAAUGAAGAUGCUUUGCGCUAUCACAAUACCGAUGGACCAUUGAAAAUUGAUGUAUAUCAUAGCAAAGACGUGAUAAACGGUGUAGAAAUAGAAGCGGCGCAGGAACUGGGUUACAAGUAUCUAUCGGAUGUAAAUGCAAAUGAGACAAUUGGUAUUUUCCAGGUUCAGGGCACAUUGAAUGGCAAUCGUCGUUGUUCCACGGCAAAAGCAUUUUUGAUACCUGCAAAAGAUCGGCCGAAUUUGUUUAUUAUAAAGAAUGCGCACGUCACCAAAAUGAAUAUUAACGAAAACAAACGUGUGACUGGAGUGCAAUUUAUCGUUGGCAAUCGAAAGAAAGUAGCAAAUGUUCGAAAAGAAGUGAUUUUAUCAGCGGGUGCUGUGAACACACCGCAAAUAUUGAUGCUAUCGGGAAUUGGACCGAAAAAGCAUUUGCAACAACAUGAAAUCGAUGUGAUUGCCGAUCUACCUAUUGGCAAAAAUCUGCAAGAUCAUCCCGUGGUGGGUAUACCGCUGGCGAUAAAAAAUCCAAAUGAUUCAUUUGUCUAUGACAAUUCACUCUCGGAUAUGCUGUACAAGAACAUAAUGGGUGAAUUUGGUCCGUCAGGAAUUGGCUUGUUCGAUUUGCUCGGAUUCUACGAUACAAAAGAUAAAAAUGGAAAAUACCCCGACAUCGAAACGCAUCAUGUUCAUGUGGAGAAAAAUAGUGAAAAAAUGCUUCGUUCUUAUAUGCGUGGAAUGCUGGGCUACCACGAAACCCUAACUCAGUCAAUUAUCGAUGCAAAUAAAGAUGCGGCGCUCUUUUUCUGUCUCAACAUAUUGCUCAAUACAAAAUCGACGGGGGAAAUUUUAUUAAGAAGUACCGAUCCAUUUGAUCAUCCGAUCAUUCAUGCCGGAUAUCUAACCGAUGAUGGUGAUGAAGACUUAAAAACGUUGGUAAGAGCCAUACGACUGAUGCAAAAAUUUAUAAAAACCAAAGCAUAUCGCCGCCAUCAAAUUGAAGAGGUGCCUUUGGCCAUUCCCGAAUGCAAUGCCAUCGAUGAUCACAACAGCGAUGAAUAUUACGAAUGCAUUGUGCGUCAUAUCAUUUCGACACUUUUCCAUCCAGCCGGAACAGCUAAAAUGGGUAGAGACAGUGAUCCGACCGCUGUCGUUGAUUCACGCCUUCGUGUCAAAGGCAUCACCAAUUUAAGAGUUGCAGAUGCCAGUGUUAUGCCAGAAAUUACAAGCGGAAAUAUCAAUGCGCCCGUGAUCAUGAUCGGUGAAAAAGCGGCUCACUUCAUAAAGGAAGAUUGGUCAGAUAAAAAUCGUGACGAGCUAUAGAACUGUUACAAAAUUAAUCUAAUAAAAAUGUCUGGUCGUUGCAUUUCGUUAAUAAAGAAUUGCGCUCUCUUUAAA